GAUGCGGGCGCGGAGCAGCCUGGAAAAAUGGCUCUGUCCUGGAUUUACUCGGCGCUCCUGCUUCUCCUUCUUCUUCACAUCGUCACGUUUUGCCAGGCCUUGAGAAAUUAUCCGGAUAAUGAAGUUACGUUGCUGGACUCCAUGUCUGCUCCUGGAGAUCUGGGCUGGGAGGCCUACCCAGCGGAGGGGUGGGAGGAGAUCAGCGUUAUGGACGAGAGGAACACGCCCAUGAGGACAUACCAGGUGUGCAACGUGAUGGAGGCCAACCAGAACAACUGGCUGCGGACAGGCCUUAUUCAACGUGAGGGCGCCCAGCGCGUCUAUGUGGAGAUCAAAUUUACGCUCAGAGACUGUAACAGCCUGCCGGGGGUCCCUGGGACCUGCAAGGAGACGUUCAACGUCUACUACCAUGAAUCCAACAGCGCCUCACCCCCGCCCCUGCGGCACAUCCGUGAGAGCCAGUACGUCAAGAUCGAUACUAUAGCGGCCGAUGAGAGCUUCACACAGACGGACGUGGGCGACCGUGUCAUGAAGCUGAACACGGAGGUGCGGGACAUCAGUGGUCUCAGCAAGCGCGGCCUCUAUCUGGCCUUCCAGGACCUCGGCGCCUGCAUUGCUCUGGUGUCGGUGAGGGUCUUCUACAAGCGCUGCCCUCUAGCUGUGCUUAACCUGGCCCGCUUCGGUGACACGGUGACUGGUGGCGACUCGGCACUGGUGGAAGUGCGUGGGUCCUGUGUAGAAGAUGCGGAGGAGCUGGAGGCUCCCCGCAUGUUCUGCAGUGCCGAUGGAGGCUGGCUGGUGCCCAUCGGACGUUGCGUGUGCAAGCCGGGCUUUGAGGAGGUAGACGGCCGCUGCCAGCCCUGUCGUUCCGGCUUCUACAAGGCCUCUGCCAUGGACGCCUAUUGCGUGAAGUGCCCCCCACAUAGUUACUCUCAUCAGGACAAGGCCUCCGAGUGCGUGUGCGAAAGGGGCUUCUAUAGAGCAGAGACUGACCCUCGCUCCAUGGCCUGCACAAGACCUCCAUCAGCGCCAGGCAACCCCAUCUCCACGGUGAACGAGACAGCCGUGACUUUGGAGUGGAGUCCACCGCGUGACAGUGGUGGAAGAGGUGAUGUCACCUACAGUGUCCACUGUAAAAAAUGUUCGGGCGAGGCGGCCCCAGGAGCCAGCGGGACAGGCGAGAGGUGCGUACCCUGCGGAAGCGGACCUCACUUUAACCCCCGACAGUUCGGCCUGGCCCAUCCCAGAGUGUUGGUCACUGAGCUGCAGCCCCGGACCAAUUACACCUUCAGCAUUGAGGCCCUAAACGGCGUCUCUGACCUGAGCCCCAGCCCCCGACACCUGGUGUCCGUCAAUGUUACCACCAGCCAGACAGUGAGUGUGAUAGUUAAGGAAAGGAAGAGUCGGGACAGCAUCACGUUGGCCUGGCAGGCCCCAGAGCCUUCCGACGGGACGGUGGUGGAGUACGAAGUCACCUACUACGAAAAGAACCAGAGGGAUCAAAACUACACAGUGCUAAAGACCAAGUCCAACAGUAUGACAGUUGAAGGGCUGAAGCCGGGCACUACCUACGUGUUCCGGGUCAGAGCUCGCACUGACGGGGGCUACGGCAACUACGGAGGAGAGAUCGAGCUGGAGACAAGCCAUGAAGACAUGUUGGCAGUGGGUGACCCGAACCAGCAGACCAUCCUGGCUGUGUCCAUAGCAGGAGGAGUGGUCCUGCUCAUCCUCCUGGUGGCUUGUUUUGUGGUCAGUGGCAGGCACUGCGGCUACAUCAAAGCUAAGCAGGACCCCGAGGAGGAGAAGAUGCAGUUCCAGCACGGGCGAGUCCAGCUUCCUGGAACCAGGACGUACAUCCAUCCUCACACGUACGAGGAUCCCAACCAGGCGGUGCGCGAUUUCGCCAAGGAGAUAGAAGUUUCCAACAUCCGGAUAGAGAGAGUGAUCGGAGCCGGUGAGUUUGGGGAGGUGUGCAGUGGGCGGCUGCGUCUGCCCAGUAAGAGGGAGAUCCACGUGGCCAUUAAGAGUCUAAAAGCGGGCUACACGGAGCAGCAGAGGCGAGAUUUCCUCAGCGAGGCCAGCAUCAUGGGCCAGUUCGACCACCCCAACAUCAUCAGACUGGAAGGAGUCGUGACUAGAUGUAAGCCCGUGAUGAUAAUAACAGAGUACAUGGAAAACGGAUCGUUGGACACGUUCUUGAAGAAACACGAUGGGCAGUUCACAGUGAUUCAGCUGGUGGGGAUGAUGCGUGGAAUCGCUGCUGGGAUGCAGUACCUUUCUGAGAUGAACUACGUUCACCGAGACCUGGCUGCACGGAACAUACUAGUGAACAGCAACCUGGUGUGUAAAGUGUCCGACUUUGGACUGUCCCGUGUGCUGGAAGAUGACCCAGAGGCAGCGUACACCACCAGGGGGGGUAAAAUCCCCAUCCGGUGGACCGCCCCCGAGGCCAUAGCCUACAGGAAGUUCACUUCUGCCAGUGACGUGUGGAGUUAUGGCAUCGUCAUGUGGGAGGUGAUAUCCUAUGGGGAGCGGCCAUACUGGGAGAUGUCCAAUCAGGAUGUGAUAAAGGCUGUAGAUGAAGGCUACAGGCUGCCGGCGCCAAUGGACUGCCCUGUAGUGCUGCACCAACUGAUGCUGGACUGCUGGGAGAAGAGCCGCAGCGAGAGGCCCAAGUUUGGACAGAUCGUCAACAGCCUGGACCGGCUAAUCCGCAACCCCAGCACCCUCAAACAGCUGGCCAACAGCACGAUAUGGGAAGACCCAGUGACCCCAGAGCCAGCAGUCAGCACAGUGGAGGACUGGCUGGAUUCCAUUAAGAUGGGCCAGUACAAAGAGCACUUCUCCAACGCUGGCUAUGUCACCCUGGACUCUGUCCUCUAUGUCAGCGUCAGUGAGCUGGGGAAGAUGGGCGUGGCGUUGACAGGCCAUCAGAAGAAGAUCCUCUCCAGCAUACAGAGCCUGCAGGCACAACAGGGGACGCAGGUGCAGGUAUAACCCCCAGCCACACAUAUGGACGGGUCAGACUGCCCACCACUCCAGAAGCCCAUCCCCUCUUCCAGCACUGAAGAACACAGCCUCCCUGGGAUCCACCACCAGGGGCCAGCCAAGACACCAGAUCACUCGGUGGUGUUCCAAUACCGAGGCUCAAAUACUUCAUGCCGCAGUGUGGAAGCAACUCAGUGUGGCUCCAUGCAGACAUGAGGAGAACCACCACUAAACUUGGCGGGCACUGCGAAACCUCACUGUAUUCUCCUACUCAGUUUUCAGUCAAAGUGGAAGAAAAGAUGAGCAUGUCUUGUGAAAAACUCAACACGCUUUUUAUAGUAGUGGUGUCGUGACCCGUUGACUCAGUACUGUUAGUUUUGGCAUAGGUGGUGUUUGU
This is a messenger RNA of Colossoma macropomum (tambaqui), 3385 nucleotides long. It is a transcript of the gene ek1, whose product is annotated as eph-like kinase 1. The transcript has 17 exons. Gene Ontology annotation, cellular component: neuron projection; plasma membrane. The coding region runs from base 28 to 2997 and encodes 989 amino acids. Gene Ontology annotation, molecular function: protein binding; transmembrane-ephrin receptor activity; ATP binding. The record is from RefSeq and is a predicted model, not a curated record. Lineage: Eukaryota; Metazoa; Chordata; Actinopteri; Characiformes; Serrasalmidae. Gene Ontology annotation, biological process: axon guidance; protein phosphorylation; cell surface receptor protein tyrosine kinase signaling pathway.